GGUGGAUACGUUUUGAGAUACGGGGUCAGAAUAUGUUUAAUACCACAGAUGUUUCCUCUGUAAAAUGCAGCGGUCAUGAAGACCAUGAAGAUCCUGAGCGGUGUUCUACUGCUCUCUCUAAUGUUGGCAGAGAUCACAUUGGGCGACAUUCAGAAGAGAGUCAUCGGGGCAGGUACGUGCAGUCCCACCGAAAGGCAAUACCAUGUCCGUUUGACAGCUAAAAAUCCAUCGAAAGGAUUGCAAAAGGACUGCAGCAGUUCUCUGAUCACCAACAAGUGGCUUCUAACCGCUGCUCGCUGUUGGCCUGAUGGACCAGAAUGGAAGAUGUAUGCAGAAGCAGUUGGAGAUCCAGGCCCUGUGAAACCUCUAGUAGAAAUCAAACAGAAGGCGAUCCAUAAAGAUAAGAAUGGACGAACCCAUGACAUCAUGCUACUGCAGUUACCAAGGCCAGUGCCGGGAGCUGUUCCAGGACCUGGGGUUGAUCCAAUCUCUCUUGGUGAUUGUGCACAGUUUUUGGCCAAACUUCGGGGGAAGACAUCUAAACCAGAAGAGUUCCAAACAGUUCAGAUUGCAGGCUAUGCAGCCACUACACCUGCUGCACCGGAUGCUGGGGAACCUGAUGCUGGGGAACCUGAUGCUGGGGAACCUGAUGCUGGGGAACCUGCUGCUGAAGCACCUGCUGCUGCCAACACCAAAGUCCUACAUUGUGCAGAGCUGGAUGUUAUGAAAUGUGACGCCUCCAUGGCAAAAUCCCAUCAAGACAUCUUCUGUGCACAACGUGUUGGAGUGGAAACCUGUAGAGGUGACUCUGGGGCAGGUGUGGUGUAUAAGAACCAGCUCUAUGGUGUCUUCAUCGCUGAUAACACUGGUGAAGAAUGUUCUGCAGCGGCACUCAUCAUGGAUGUCUGCAAGUACAAAGUCUGGAUAAAGAAGAUCAUUGGCAAGUAAAGAAGAAAACGGACCGUUUUGAUUUGAUUAACAGCAAAAGCUUAUUAUUGUAUCCUAAUAAACCAUAAAAGAGAUCUCAGAUUAACUCAUUCUUGUUAUAAGUGUAGUGUGUUAAUCCAGAAAAUUGAUCGUUUAUAUCCCACUGUAACUGUCUCCAUUCUUGUUCUAACUGUAGUGUGUUAAUCCAGAAUGUUGAUAGUGUAUAUCCCAUUGUGGUACUGUAUAGUUUAGUAUAUCCCACAGUUACUCUGUCUGCCUGGACACACGAAGGCUGGUAAUCAAUCAAAGGUGUGUUGUUGACAAGCACACUGCACUAUCCACAAAACGGCAUUUCAUUAAAAUACAUUUAACUGAUGUUUGCAGAGAUCACAUUCAAAGUGCUGCAGAUGUUGGCUCAACGUAAAUUACCUUUAAUAGUCAUGUGAAGUGUGAUUGUUGUCAAUGCACCUUGGAUUAAAUCCCGGCUUUAAACAACUGAAUGCCUCUGGACAUUCACUAGCAACCCAUUAACUAGGGCACUACUACACUAAAAUACCUGAAUGAACUAAAUAUACAUUUAACACAGCCUUUUACUGUUGACAAUUAAAAUGAUUGGUUCUGGA
Messenger RNA from Coregonus clupeaformis (lake whitefish), 1550 nucleotides. RefSeq names its product kallikrein-8-like. The record is from RefSeq and is a predicted model, not a curated record. Gene Ontology annotation, molecular function: serine-type endopeptidase activity. Lineage: Eukaryota; Metazoa; Chordata; Actinopteri; Salmoniformes; Salmonidae. Gene Ontology annotation, biological process: proteolysis. The coding region runs from base 76 to 948 and encodes 290 amino acids. The transcript has a single exon.